CCCAGUGAACAGGAGGUCGAGGACCGCAAACAGGAGGAGAAUGAGUAGCAGAAGGAGGAGUGCACAGAGGAGAGGGAAGACGGCGGUGGACGACGAACGGGACAAGGAGCGGCCGGAGGAUCGCAAUGAAGAGGGGGAAGACGACGAGUGGGAGGAGGAGGAAGAAUGGGAGAACGGUGAACAGGAGGAGCAGAGGGGAAGGACAGCAAAUGGAAGGAGGUCGACGAAUGGGAGGAGGAGAUUGGACGGCAUUGGGAGGAAGAGGCAGAAGAAGCGGAACCCGGAGGCAGAGGAUGACCACCGGGAGGAUGAGGAGAAGCAGGAGGAGGAUGAGCGAGACGAGGACGACAACAAAAAUGAAAGGACGAGUGGAACGAGGACGGGGACGAUGAGCAUCAAGGAGGAGGAUUGGGAGGAGGUAGGACGAUGAGCGGAAGGAGGAGCGGGAGGAGGAGCGGGAGGAGGAGCGGGAAGAGGAGGGGGAGGAUGAGCAGCGGGGAUGAAUGGGCUACCGCCCCAUCUCCACCUUCCAUCCCGCCCCUCCUCCUCCCGCUCCUCCUCCCGCUCCUCCCACUCCUCCUGCUCCUCCUCCUGGUCCCGUGCCACAACGAGUGGAGGAGAAACGGGAGGGAGAGCAGCAUGCGCUGCCGGAGUAGAAGCCGGAUGAGC
This is a messenger RNA of Chara braunii, 669 nucleotides long. The record is from the annotation of a GenBank genome assembly. NCBI's taxonomy places the organism in Eukaryota, Viridiplantae, Streptophyta, Charophyceae, Charales, Characeae.